Molecule: messenger RNA, 3614 nt
Organism: Pseudonaja textilis
Lineage: Eukaryota; Metazoa; Chordata; Lepidosauria; Squamata; Elapidae
Gene: NAP1L4
Product: nucleosome assembly protein 1 like 4
Biological process (GO): nucleosome assembly
Cellular component (GO): nucleus
Source: RefSeq, a predicted model, not a curated record
UACUGCGGAAGGAGGGGUGCCUUGUCGUUAGCCAAUGGGAGGCGGUCUUAUUCGGGGCGGCGCAGCCCUGAGAGAGUCUGUGAGAGGAUCCGCCUGGCUUGCUGGUGUUACGGGCGUGAGGAGACGCGGAGGCCGGACCAGGUGGAUAAAAGAUCUUACAGAUGGCAGAAAACAGUAGGGCAGAAGAUGCUGCCUCAGAUUCUGUGGAAAGUGCUAAAGGCACAGGUGAUAAAAAAGAAAAGUUAGCAGACCAAGUUAUGCAGAAUCCACAAGUCUUGGCAGCUUUACAAGAUCGACUUGAUAAUGCACCUCACACUCCUUCCAGCUAUAUCGAAACCUUACCAAAAGCAGUAAAAAGAAGAAUUGAUGCUUUGAAACAGCUUCAGGUGAAAUGCGCACAUAUAGAAGCUAAAUUUUAUGAAGAAGUUCAUGAUUUAGAGAGAAAAUAUGCAGCUCUUUAUCAACCCCUUUUUGAUAAGAGAAGGGACUUCAUCAUUGGUAAUUCUGAACCUACUGAAGCAGAGGCAGAAUGGCACAGUGAAAAUGAAGAUGAAGAGAAGCUAGCUGGAGACCUGAAAAAUAAAGUAGUAAUAGAAGAAAAAGAAGCAGGAGCAACUGAAGAGACAAAUCCUAAAGGAAUCCCAGAUUUUUGGUUCACAAUAUUUAGAAAUGUAGAUAUGCUGAGUGAAUUAGUACAGGAAUAUGAUGAACCUAUUCUAAAAUACCUGCAAGACAUUAAAGUGAAAUUUUCUGAGCCAGGACAGCCUAUGUCUUUUACAUUAGAGUUUCACUUCGAACCCAAUGACUACUUUACUAACUCAAUUCUGACAAAAACCUACAAGAUGAAAUCCGAACCAGAUAAGACGGAUCCAUUUUCAUUCGAGGGUCCUGAAAUUGUUGAUUGUGAGGGAUGCACUAUUGAUUGGAAGAAAGGAAAAAAUGUUACAGUAAAAACAAUAAAGAAGAAACAGAAACAUAAGGGUCGAGGCACUGUCAGAACAAUUACUAAACAAGUACCUAAUGACUCAUUUUUUAAUUUCUUCAGUCCAAUUAAAGUUUCAGGAGAUGGAGAAUCACUGGAUGAAGAUUCAGAGUGUACUUUAGCCAUAGAUUUUGAAGUUGGGCACUUCUUCCGUGAAAGAAUAGUGCCCCGUGCUGUACUCUAUUUCACUGGAGAAGCUAUAGAAGAUGAUGAUAAUUUUGAAGAAGGAGAGGAAGGAGAAGAAGAGGAAUUAGAAGGGGAAGAAGAAGGAGAAGAGGAAGAUGCAGAAAGUGAACCUAAGAAAGAUGCCAGUCAACCUGCUGAAUGCAAACAACAAUAAGGAAAUACCACUUCAGAGUGAUAUUUGAACAGCCUGUAACAAUAUUUGGAUACCUGGCCUGCAGUUCAGGAAAUUCCAUUACUGCAGCACAAUCUUAUUAACAAUGCUUAAACUAAAUUGUUUUCAAAUGCAUGAUUUUCACUAAUUCUUUUCUUAUUUUUGCUUAACUUGUACAGUGGCAACUUAAUGCAUUUGAGAAAUAUGAGGUUUAAUUAAAGCACACUCUACAGCCUUUGGUACAAUUUAGCUCAACUGUCUCUGUAGGCUUUUCCAUUAAAUUAAAAAAAAUAAUUUGCCUUUUUGAAAAACUUACCCUCAACACAUGGUAAGUUUUUGUCAAAAUAUUAUGGAAUAGGAAUAUUUAGACUAUUAAAUUAAUAAAAUACAGUAAAAACAAAUAAAGCAAUAUGCCUUCUGGUAGAUCUUUUCCCUUUAAAAUAAAUCUCCUGUAGCCAUUCAGACAGAUUAGCGCUACAGAGUACCUUAAAACAUUGUCAUUUCCACUAAUUUUAAAUGGAAAAUAACAUUUCCUUUAUCUUUGAAGAAAGGAGUGGUUGAGAAACAUUUAGUUGUUCACCUUAUUUAUUAAUUUUUAAGUACUUUGGUGAACUAGUACUUUUAAUAGUUUUAAAAUACUUGAAGAGAAUCCUGUUUAUAAACUAUGGGUACUUGUAUGUGAAAAACUCAUACUUUACUCAAGAAAAUGAUUGCUUCUCAGACAUUUCAAAACAACAAGCCUGAUGUGGGCUCGCUAUGUUGAGAAGGUUGCAGCACUUUAAGUAUAUAUCCCUGGUUUGCCUUAGUUAUGCUCGGCAGACAAAGGUUUGAAGCUUGGACAUAAGCUGCAACUUUAUAUGCUUGUUCUCCACUGUUGGGUACAACUUCACUUUUAAUCUUCCUUCAACCGUAAGAACAGACUAGAGUUUGAUGUAAUAGCUGAACCAACAUUUUGUAAUUUGUAUUCAACCUUUAAGCCAAGUGCAGUUGGUCUUGGUGAUGAUUUAGCCAUCAAAUGCAAAUUACAGGAUUGGAAUUCAGAGGACAGAGCAAAGUAUGGCUUCCAAUAAACAAAAAAUAAAGUGAAACUACACACAAAUGUGGAAAAUAAUGUUCUGGAUAAAUUGGAAGAUGAUCCAAUUUGGACCUGUGAAAGCUAUAUCAUAUAAUUGGAAAAAUAUAAAUACAUCCUGGGUGCAUAGUUCUGAUGUUUAUUUGCAAUAUCAAGUCACUCCAUUCCACAUUUUCAUGUUUUUUAAAGCUCCAGAAUCCUUCCGAAGAAUAUUCAGAAUACAGUUUCGCCUUUCUUAAACAUACAAUGCCAGCUUAUGGCAACACUUCAUUACCAAUUGUGUGAAUGCUGUUACCAGGCAUGUAGAGAGUGCUCCAGCCUUAUCUUAUACAUUUGUAACUUAAUACUGUGUUUUCAAUUUGUACAGAAUAGUUAGAAUAUUCUAUUAAAGUUGUGAAACAUGAAGCGUAUUGUCCUGAUAGUUUCUCCAUCAAUUCAUGACAUUUUCUUGUCGCAUUCAUCAGUGUGUGACAGAGCAACUAAUCACAUAGAUCCCUAUUGAGAUUUCAGCUGUAAAUUUCCCUGUAUAUAUAGUAACUUAUUUUAGUUGUGGGACUCAGUUGAAUAUUGAGUUUUUUAGGGCUGUGUUUCUCAGCCUUGGCAACUUUUAAGAUGUGUGAGUUUUAGGAGUUAAAGUCCACAAAUCUUAAAGUUACCAGGAAUAAGAAGCACUACUGUAGGGAAUAGACUUGAAAAAAGACUGGUAGAAAUCAACAGAAAUAAUGGCUGUUCUUGGCAAUUUAAACAAAAAUCAGAAGUAGAAUAAUACUUUUACUUUUUGAAAAAAUCCCAGGGUUACAAAAUAGAACACAUUAUUAAUUCCAUACAUGUUAAGCAAAAGAACUGGCAAAAUAGGAGGAAGGAAAUUGUAAAAUAGGAAAAAUGUGUGUGUGGGGGGGAAGGCUGGAGAUUUGAUGCAGUUCUAAUUUUGUAAUAUAUCCUAAAACACUUCUGUGAAGAAAUUCUUGUAUAGCUGUCUGAUUCUAACACAGACAGGUCAGAAUAGAGUAUCUCUGUUCACCUCAACUGAAACCUUGAUAAAUGUAUCAGAAGAAAAUAAAUGUGCAUUUUUGUAUUGUUGGGAUCUUUGGAAGGCAAUUGAUGGUUGAUGAGAAAAGAGAUUCUAUCCAUCUUCAUAAGUAAUGCUAAUAAUUAUUCAAAAUGUAGUUGGUUAACAAGCCAAAACUGUCUUUAUAAAUGUAAGUAAACUUCCAGGAAGAAAA